Messenger RNA from Acytostelium subglobosum LB1, 360 nucleotides. RefSeq lists its product as hypothetical. The coding region runs from base 1 to 360 and encodes 119 amino acids. Lineage: Eukaryota; Evosea; Eumycetozoa; Acytosteliales; Acytosteliaceae. The record is from RefSeq and is a predicted model, not a curated record. The transcript has a single exon.
AUGGAUACCUCACACUUCUCUCUUCUAUUGGAACAGCGCUCAACAUUGGAGAACCCCCCUUUCUUGGUUAACGUCAACGCCAACAUCACAGUCGAUCGGGCCACUUUGCUCAUCUCUGGAAGUGGAGUGUCUGGCAAUCUAAUGGUGAAGAAUGGUGGCAGUCUUACUAUCUCUGACAAUGAUGCCUCCACAGUCACGCUCUCGGGCACUGGCGCCAACUCCAAUUUGAUAUACAUCAACUCUGCACUCCAGAGCUCAACAAUCAAUAUUCAAACAUUUGACAAAUCCACGAUCACAGCAAAUUGUUCAGUUGGCGCUAUCCUUGCCGACACACAUAUGUUGGUGGCGGCAGUGCUGUAA